CUGAUUUCCGAUCAGUACUGAUCAGUUCCAUACUGAUUUACCUCAUUUUCACACUCGAGAGUUUUGGCAUGUAAGGACCUCUUCCUGGGAAAGUACUGAACUACUCCUGCAUCUGCUAGACAUGGUCACACUACUGUGUGCAUUAUUCUUGCUCUGGACAAGGCUAACUCCAGUAUGGACAUCAAGUCAUGGCAUAGUAUCUACAUGCUUCUGUCUGGUCCAGUUUCUGUUCCAUUGACUUGAGGUGAUACUUUUUUGUGGAAGUCUUCGCUGUAUACAGAUUUAUCUUUAUCUAUCAAGAUGUUCUUGGAACAUUUCUCAGAAGAAAGGAUCAUACCUGCAAACUGGCCUCACAUAGGUAACACUGAGAAUGUGUGACUACCCAGGACAUUGAGGUGGUGUUAGUGUCUGUUGGACUCUGAUAGCCAAGUGUAAGAGCACCUUGCCCGUCAGUGUACCAGGUGUUCCCUGGGGCAGUACCAAGAGAGGAGAAAGAACUUGAAGAUGCGCUCUAAUGGUGUCUGGGAUGAUAGUAGACCUCCCAGACAUGGAAGAAAAUCCUGCCUCCCUUUUGGCUCUUUGGAAUCAGCACCAAGAAGGGUACCCAUAAAUUUUCUUUUGGGAGAAGAGAAGGAUACUCCAUUCAGACUCAGGAUCUGAAUACAGAACCAGGACAUGUCUGAGACUGUGCUGGGCAUCCAGAUCUCUUUGUAGAGACAGAAACUCCAGAGACAGCAGCCAAGUGGGUUUGGGAGGAGAGAAGCUCAGGAAAUAAGGGAAUCAACACAAGAUGCAACAGAUGUACCAAUGCCACAGUUGGAGAAUUCUGGCUGCCUAGCUGAAGCAUUUGAUCAGAUGUCUGGCAACAUAAGUGAUGAUUCUUGACAAAUUUUCCUGACAACAAAUGGAAAAGAAGGAAAACAUGUUGCUUUUUGACUUCUAGAGAGACAUGGGAAGGGACACUGGAGUUUACAAAAUGCAUUCCGGAAAAUGGAAGUUUGAAGAUGAUAAACUAAACUGAUUUUCUGAUUGCCAAGACAAGUCUAGGGAAGAGGACAGAGAAGCUAUGGCAGGGAGACUGCAUAAUGGGGAAAAGAAGCUGGGAGAGCAAGAGUUCCAGCAGAAGCUGUUCAGGGAGUACAUGCAUUGCCCGAAGGCUGGCUGCACGAUGGUCACAGGUUCAUUUUUAUGAAUGGGAAUACUGGGAAUUCUCCAUACUCAUUAUGUGCGAGAGAUUCACAGAUGUCCUUUGCAAAUCUGCUUGUGAAAGGCUGGAUGCUUUGAGACAACAGCAGAAAAGAAGAAAUGGAGUUUCAAUGAUGGUAAACAAGACUGUUCCUCGUGUUGUUUUGACACCAUUAAAGGUGUCCGAUGAGCAGUCGGAUUCACCUUCAGGAUCGGAAUCUAAAAAUGGUGAAGCAGAUGGUUCUGAUAAAGAGAUGAAACAUGGGCAAAAGUCUCCAACUGGAAAGCAAACAAGCCAGCACUUAAAGAGAUUAAAAAAAUCUGGUUUAGGACAUUUGAAAUGGACCAAAGCUGAGGAUAUUGACAUAGAAACACCGGGAUCUAUUCUAGUGAACACUAACCUGAGGGCUUUAAUAAAUAAACACACCUUUGCUUCUUUACCUCAGCAUUUUCAACAAUACCUCCUGCUUUUGCUUCCAGAAGUAGACAGGCAGAUGGGGAGCGAUGGAGUUUUGCGCCUCAGUAGCUCCGCUCUAAAUAACGAGUUCUUCGCAUACGCGGCACAAGGGUGGAAACAGCGACUGGCAGAAGGAGAAUUUACACCAGAAAUGCAGUUGCGCAUCAGACAAGAGAUUGAAAAGGAAAAGAAAACAGAACCUUGGAAGGAAAAGUUCUUUGAAAGGUUUUAUGGUGAAAAGUUGGGAAUGUCAAGAGGAGAAUCAAAGAAGCUCACUGCAGUGCAGAACAAUGAUGAAGAUGAAAGCAAUUCUUUGUGCAGAUCUUCUGCCACACCUGGUCCUUCUAAGCAAACAACCUUUGAGGAUCAAGAGGAGAAAGGUGCUAAAGUUCAGGCUUUACCAGUGAGCGAUUAUAGUCCGUCUCGUUGUAGUAUGGAGCAGGUUCCUGUCAAGGAUCUAACAGCAGAUUCUGAUGAUAUCCUGAUACCUGAAGAAUCAGUAAUUCAGGAGGAAAUUGCUGAAGAGGUCGAGACAAGUAUUUGUGAAUGCCAGGAGGAGAAUCAUAAGCCAGAACAUGAGUUUUCUGAGGAGUCUGUAAGUCCAGCUGGCACAAAUGAGGAAACAGAGGCAGUACAGCUUGCAGACAGCACUGAGUCCUGUGUCAUGAUGAAUGAUGUAACUGAUACUGUAUCUCGCAUUGAAAUUAAAGUGGAGUUGAAGUCAGAAUGCCCUCAGGAGGAGAUGUCAGUUGUGACAGAUCAGCUGGAGGAUUGCAUAUCACCAGCACGAUCAGCUUCAUCCACAAACUCUGUCAGUGGUACAGCUGAGAAGGAUUCUGAGUCUGCAAAAGGGCUAAUUGUGCCAGAAAUGCAAAGUGCUGCUCUGGAAGGCUCCUUGUUCACUGGUGGAGGCAUUGCAGUGGAUAUGGAGCUUCAUAGUGACCCUGAGGAGCAGUUGUCUGAGAAUGCUUGUAUUUCUGAAACUUCCUUUUCCUCUGGAAGUCCAGAAGUUUGUAUUGCCUCUCCUGGAGGAGACACUCAGUCGACUUCAGAGGAGCCCUGUACUCCAGCAUCUCUUGAAACAGCUUGCUCAUCUGAAGUGUCCAGUUCUGAAAAUAUUGAAGGUGAUAUUCAGCAGAAGGCCAGUGAUGAAAACUUGAACACACCCUUAAUGUCGGAAAUCUCUCCGAUGUCCACCUCACCUGUAACCUCAGAAGCAUCUUUGAUGUCAAAUUUACCUUUAACAUCAGAGGCAUCACCAGCUUCUAAUUUGCCUUUAACAUCAGAAACAUCUCCAAUGUCUGAUUUGCCUUUAACAUCAGAAACAUCUUCAGUAUCUUCUGUUCUUCUAACUUCUGAAACAUUUGUGACAAAGAGUUUGCCUCUUCCAUCAGAGAUAUCUCCAGUUUCUAAUUCCCCAAGCAGUGAAGGACUUACUCUGCAACAAAGGAAAUCACCUUUGUUGGAAGACUCCCUUCCCACUCUGAAAGAAGAAAGCUCUGUCAUUCCUAAGGUGGUUCAAGAAGAGAACCUUGUUCAGCCAAAACAACUUCAGAGUGCCCCUGAAAAUAUGAAAGUUGGUCCACUAACAAUUAUACCUGAUACUUCAGUAUUGGAAGAGUCCCAAAGCAAAAACCUCAGUCAUCAGCCAUGUAAGACACAUUCUGAAAUCGAGAAAUCCUACAUUGCAUCUAUCCCAGAACACACUCCUCCAGAGGUGAUCAAAAAUAAAAAUCACAGUGUUCAGCAAAGAGGUGACAAGAAAGGUACACUUUUGCCCUCAGAGGUGUCUGUCUUAUCAGAAGGAUCACUUGGCAAAAAUAUCGAAUUGCUUCCAUCAAAGGCACAUGAUAAACUAUAUACCUCAUCUCUAGAGAAAGCUACAUUCUCUGAAGUAUGCAGAAGUAAAUCUCACAAGCUAACAGGCAGCACCCAAAGUCGUCUAGAGAGUUCACAUUCUUCCAAGUCUUUAGAACCCACAAAAUCACCAGAAGCAAGAAAUGAAAGUAGAGACCCAGAGAUCCCAAAGAGGAAAACAGCAGAACAGCACGGUUUUGGAAUCUGUAAAGAGAAGAGAGCUAGAAUAGAUGAUGAUCUGCCUAAUCGUAGUGCUUCAUCAACAAGUCCAUCUGAUAAAGAACAGCCACCCAGAGAGGAGCCCCGAGUUCCACCCCUUAAGAUUCAGCUUUCAAAAAUUGGACCACCUUUUAUCAUCAAGAGCCAGCCUGUUUCUAAACCAGAACCUCGAGUUUCCCCAAGUACGUCAGUCAGCAGUGGGAGAAACACUGGGGCUAGAACUCUGGCAGAUAUCAAAGCAAGAGCUCAGCAAGCAAGAGCCCAAAGAGAAGCUGCAGCUGCAGCAGCCGUGGCAGCAGCUGCCAGCAUAGUCUCUGGUGCAAUGGGGACCCCAUGCGAAGGUGGGAAGACAAGAACGCUGGCACACAUCAAGGAGCAAACAAAGGCCAAACUAUUUGCAAAGCAUCAAGCCAGAGCUCAUUUACUCCAGACUAAUAAAGAAUCAAAGUCACAGUUCAGCUCAAAGGAAAGUAGUACCUCAUCUCUGGAGAUACCAACGACUACUGACACGAAGAUUGAAGGUUCUACUGGUGUUAUUAUAGUUAAUCCUAACUGCAGGUCCCCUAGCAACAAGUCUUCUCAUCACCGUGAGACCACCACUUUAUUGCAGCAGUCCCUUAACACAGCUACAUUACCAGAAACUGCUACUGAGAUACCUGUGCACAGUUCUGAUGAAAAUAUACCUGUGCCACAAUUGUGUGAGAAAAUUAUUUCAUCUACCUCUACUGAAAGUAACAGUGUGCCAGUGCUUUAUAAUAAAAGUUCAGUCUCUGUGUGUGUUUGCAGCACUGCUAUGUCUGGAGCAAUUAAAGAACUUUCUUUUGCAAGUUCUGUUGAUAAAUCGUCUGUGUUAGUGUCUGUUGACAGCGCAAACACAGCAAUUUCAGCCUGUAAUAUAAAUGUGCUGAAAACCAUCCAAGGGACUGAUACUCCAUGCAUAACUGUUGGACCAAAAUGUAUUGAUAACAGUAAUGUACCGGUCUCCAUAGACAACACAGUCUUAUCAAAUGCCAUCGAUGACAAAAGGUUGCCAGUACCCAGUAGCAAUGUGAAUAAUGUGGUCUCCAGUCAUUAUGCCACUGUGCCAGCUUCAUCUAUUGCAAGUAACUUGCCAAAUCAUCUCUCUGGUAGUUCUGUACUGAUUCCCCCAGUGGGGGCUACCAACAGAUUUCCUUCUGAUAAGAUAGCCAUAACCAGGUGUAGCGAGCAGAGCACUGUCUCCAUCCACACUACCGUCAGGUCAGCUUUAAGUUGCAGUGAGGCCCUUGCAGCAGCAGAUUCUGUUGCAAGGCCGCCUAUCUCAAUGUUUACUGGUAACAUGGUGACAAUAAACUCUUAUGAUAACGCUACUAAAUUGAAUGCUGAUCUCUUAGAAAAAAGCUCUGGAGCACGAAGCCGGAUGGAUCUCUCUGGUAAAUCUCAUCCACUGAGCUUUACACAAACUGCCAUGAAUAGGUCUAUACCUUGUAAAGUCAUUGUUGACCACACUACGAACCAGAAUUCCAGUCUGUCACUUUCUUCCUCUAUUGAAAACACAGAGAACAGCAUUGACCUGCAGAGCAGACCUGUAAGGACAGAAGCUGCCUUACAAAGUAUAGCUUGUCCUCAGGUGUCUGUCAUAAGCAGGCCUGAAGUGGUUGCUAAUGAAAACCUUGAGCACAGUUCCAGCUAUAUCGCCAUUACAGCAAAGCAAGACAGCAAAAACUUGCAAGCAGGUUGUUCAAGUCUUCGAGAAGUGCCUCUUGCUCCUCAAGAUAAAUUAAUUGAGGUGGUUACUACCAGCCAAGGCUUUGCUGAGCAACUAAGAGGUCCUUCAGCACUGAAAAAUGAAGCCAAUGCUGCCUGUGCCAAUCAGUACAACACUAACAAUAGAAUUUGUUGGCGUGAUGAGGAGGCAAUGAAUACAGACCAGCCAGUGGUCAGCCAUCUUACCUCUGGUAAGCAUAAGGAAUACGCAGAGCAAAACUGCUUGAAAAAUGUCAAAAGCGAACCUUCCAGUUACACACAAAUGUCAGAACUGCAAUCCAGGAGUCUUUUGACAAGCAUUGCUGUUCCCGUUAAACUGGAAACUAAUGAGACUGACAAGUGCUUCAGGAUGGACACCGAGGAUUUUACAGGACCUGAAAUGCCUGCCCAGAGUGCAGAAAUAGCCACGAGUGUGCAUCCACCACAGACCUCCAAGACAUCCAUCGCGGACUCCAUGGAAGACUCCCUGUCCCUGACAACGGAAACCCUAAAGAGAGUUACGAGUGCCGGGGGCUCCAGCUGUCGCUUGUCGUCAGUGGAGGCCAACAACCCCUUAGUGACACAGUUACUGCAAGGCAAUCUGCCUCUAGAAAAAGUGCUGCCGCAGCCCAGAUCAGGAGCCAAACUAGAAAUUAACAGGCUUCCCUUGCCUUUGCAAUCUACCUCAGUAUGUAAAACAGUAGUGGCUGAGAGAAAUAUCGUUGAACAUGCUUCCAACUCUCCUAAUCCAGAUGGUAAAGGAUUUACAGCAGGCAGCAUAGCCCCGCUACAAAUCAGAAAGCGUGAAAACCAUCCGAAAAAGAGGAUGGCCAGGACUAUAGGGGAGCAUGCUCAAAUUAAAUGUGAACCUGGGAAGGUGUCAAUGGACACAGAUGUCAAAGUGGCUCCUUGUGUAAUUAGUUCCAGCAUGAAUCAGCUAGGGCACGGACAGCCAUUUAAGCAGGAGUGGCUUAACAAACACACCAUUCAGAGCCGGAUCGCUCACAGCCCAGAGAUCAAGCAGCAGAAGAGACCAUUGCCUUCAUGCAGUUUCCAGCAGAGCUUAUUUCACAUUGAUAAAAAUGGCAGCUUUCACGCAGAAGCCAGUACCUCACAUAGACAGCAUUUUUACCAAAUGUCCAUGGCUGCAAGAGGCCCCAUUCCUACGGCAGCUUUGUUGCAAACUACUUCAAAAGGCCCACCUGGCUGCAACUCAUUUACUUUUAGCAGACACCUGGAACAGAAGGGUUUGGGAGACGUGAAUAUUUCUACAGCAGCUCACCAGCUGAGGCUAGGAAGUGUGUUUUCCCCUAAUAUUCAAAUUAAGGAAGGUGAUGACAUUGCCAGUGCCUCUCAAACUCUGCAGAGUAAAACAUUAACGCAUCCCCCUGCUCCCCCUCCGCCCCUGCCACCUCCUCCUCCUCCUCACCCAAAUGCAGAAGUCCCCUCUGAUCAAAAACAACCGACAGUUACUAUGGAAACCACUAAAAGACUUAGUUGGCCUCAGCCAGCAAGCAUCUGUAGCAAUAUAAAAUCUGAACCUAUUUCUUUUGAGGAAGGUUUAAGCAGCAGCUGCGAACUGGGCAUGAAACAAGCUUCCUAUGAUCAGAACGAAGUGAAAGAACAGUUAAAAGCAUUUGCAUUAAAAAAUGCAGAUUUCUCUUCCUAUUUACUUUCUGAGCCACAGAAGCCUUUUACCCAACUUGCUGCUCAGAAAAUACAGACGCAGCACCCACAGCAGCAGCAGCAGCAGCUCUGUGGAAAUUAUCCAACAAUACACUUUGGUAGCACAAGUUUCAAAAGGGCGGCAUCUGCAAUUGAGAAAUCGAUUGGGAUUUUAGGAAGUGGUUCAAACACUGCCACAGGCCUGUCUAACCAGAACGCGCAGAUCCCGGUUCAGAAAUUUGCUGACAGCAGCAACGCUGACGAGCUGGAACUGAAAUGCUCCUGCAGGCUGAAAGCCAUGAUCGUGUGCAAAGGCUGCGGAGCCUUCUGUCAUGAUGACUGCAUAGGGCCUUCCAAACUGUGUGUAGCUUGUCUGGUGGUGCGGUAGGAGCUCAGUCAAAGAUGCAGUAUCCCUUAUAAACGUGGAGAGCAGGACAAAGGAACAGAGAAAUUGGAACAGUUUAGGCCACUAAUGGUUUGCAAUUAGUGGAUUGAUUUUUUUUUAACAGUUUUGUUUUGUUUGGGUUUUUGUUGGGUUUUUUUUGUUUGUUUGUUUAUUUGGUUUUUUGUUUUGAUUUUUUUCUCCUACGUGGUGCUUUCAGAACUUAGUUAUUCUGCCUGAGUGCCAUUUUCUGGGAAGAAGAGACCUGUAGAAGUAGUUUAAAAAAAAAGGAUAGCCUUGUUACUGAGGCAUCUAUGAGCUCUCUUGCUGUGCUAAAAAGAAAAAGAAGAAUGCAUUAAUGCAUGUAAUUCUUAGCUUCUAUUUAUUUGCACAAAGUGCAGCACAUUUUUUCUCCACUGUUUGAUGUUUGAUAUGAGCUGCAGGUUAAAGAUCAGUGGAAGAAUAGCACUGUAAGAAGUGGAGUAACUAUGCAGAACGAAUAACACACUGAAUAGCAGCUGGUGUGAGCGGGGUAGUGGCAAGGUGUGGGGUGCCGACCAUUGUAGAUUCUAAAUCAGUUUGCAGUCUUUCUGCUGACAAGAUUGUUUUCUUCAAUUGACUUUCACUAUCUAGGGCUAAAAUAUAGUCACUUCACCUAACAAAAGAAAUUUUAAAAAGGAAUUUAAAUGGUUAGAGAAGUUUCCUAAUGUGCCUGCCAGGGACUGUGGAACUCAAAUCUUACUCAUCAUCUCUUCUUUGUUAAUUCCUUGAGAAAGAUUUGUGGUGAGUUAGCGGAACCAACACUGGAAACACAUUGGCUUCAGUAGAGUCUGGAGAAGAUAACUUCUCUGCUGGAGAUUAGAAAUCUCUUUUCUCUUUCUGUUUCUCACUCAAAUGGUCUUCAUUUGUUUUUGUUUCUCUAAUCUGUCCACUAGGUUUGUCAGUCCCAAAUAUAUAUAAAAUUAAGGUCAGACAUAGAAUUGGUUCUUGAGGUUGUAGUCUUUUUGUGGCCUAAAAAUGAUGCAUUCAUCUCAUGAACGAAUAAGGAAAGAUUUUAAUUGCAUAUUGGUUGAAUGUUAGCUUAUAAUUUCUUUUUCCUCUUAUGUGAGUUACUCUAUUUAAAUAACAUCUGAGAGUUUUGCCAUUUAAAUAAUCCUUAGAAGUACUUACAACACUGAUUUUUUUUUUCUCUCAAUGAAAGUCAGACCCCUUUUAGAAAUUUGGAAGCAAAGUCUAUUUUUAAAAGGGAUACUGCAUCUUUAAAGUAACCUUCAGUAGUUAUCCAGUACUGUAUUUACAUUCAGGACUAUAGCUGCAUUCCAGAUGUGCUAGCCACCAUAACAGCAGAAAAGAAAAACAGUGAUUUUGGAGUCCUAUUCACCUAAAAGGAAAAUAUGAUAAAGGGAUAAAGCACGUGCAGUUGCUGGGGAGAUGAAAACACCUUGGGUUUUUCUUUACUCCCACUUCCAAGAACACAACAUGUGGAGUUUAAGUCACCUGCCAGUAUGUGGUUGGGUCUGCCCAAAUGUCAGCAUCAAGAGAAACACGUUUUUUUUACCAUCACAGUAGAACCUCACUAAUCCAAAGACCUUACAGCCUGCCUGAGCAAACUGAUUUUCCUUGCACAGUUUUAAGAGAGCAGUGUAGUAAGAAUGUGUGAGAUGUAAGACUGCUUGGUUUCUUCAUGCAGUGAACUGUUGCAUUCUGAAGUACCAAUGUGAAUGAUAGAGCUACAUUUAGGAAAUUAAAAGUAUGCUAUAUUUUAGAGCAUACUUUUUUUGUCUGAUCUUUGUGUGCUUUUCAUCAGCUGUAACCAGUCUCCCUGGCUCGGGGGCUUAUUAGUGAGGUUCUGCUGAGUGAAGGAACCAUAUUUAUUUUCUUGCGGGACCAUUCUCACAAACAUGAUAAAUGCCGUUUAUUGUCUUAAAAGUGAGCUGGAAUAUCUACAACAUACAUUCCUGUCAUAGGAAGCUCUAUGGUGCACCUUGAUGUUCUCUUUUAUUGUAAUUAGCAACAUAUCAAUAUUAUUUUUGACACUGUGUGGUACAAAGGCCAUUUGUAAUAACUAACAAAUUUGUUGCUGAUACAGUAAUACUUUUUUUUCUAUACAAAAGUGCUCCUUAAUAUGACAUGUGAACUAAGGAAUGGCUUCUCAGCACUUUCAGGUCUUCUGGUAGGAAAAUAAGCCAGCCAAGCAAAAACCUAAAAGUAACCAAGUGAAAAUUAGCAUCACUGCUAUGCCAGCUGCUGGUGAAACAGCAACUGGGCAAUACUCAUGAGUAAGCAUGAGUGUAGUCAGUUAAUGUAUAUCAGAUUCAUAGUUGAGGAGCCUUUGUAUUGGAAUUGUAUUGCAUUGUAUUUAUAAUUGGUAGAGAUAGGAUCUUCUAUUUAAAAAAAAAAAAAGAGAGCAACCAGUCUUAGACUUCUAUUUACCUAUGUUUAUAUAAGCCUGCUGGGAAUCUUUAUUUCCAGCUCAGGUUUUCCUGUCCACAGCACAUAAGUCAAUAUUUGUUUGUAGUUGCAUCUUGAAAUAGUUCUUGUAUUGACUGACAUAAUGCAGAAAUAAAUUCCAGCCACAGUAUAGUUUUCCUUUGUUUGAAGGGUAAGAGUGUGACUAAUGUGGUAGGUCACUCAUUCAUGUCAUGUUGUCAUUUUUGUAUCAGGAUUGCAACUUGCAUGUGUGAGGUCAUGAUAAAAUGUGUUUUAAAUGGCAUUAGACUGGAUGGUGCUAUGUAACAUUACACAACUGACCAAACUCUUCCAUAGUGCAGUUCCACUCCUUUCAUUUUGGAGUCAUUGGAGAUGCACCAGGAAUAAAUUCGAGCAAUUAGUUAGCAACAGUGGUGAAAUGUUGUUACAGAUUAGGUUUAGGGUAUGAAAAUACUCAAAAGCAACCACGGUGAUGUGAGAGCCUGAUUGAAUCCUAGCGUGACUGAAAACCUUACAUGGAUUUUGGUAUCACACAAAUGCCUAGGGGUGAGUGACCCUAGGCCUUUGGUAAGAACACAGUCACAUUUAGACAUUAAUUUUGAAUUACUCCUUUUUUUGUUGUUGUUUGAUUGUUCAGGUUUCAGGCUCAAUGUCAUUGUGUUUUCUGAUGACCAUGCCGUUUGCACCGUGGGUUGUUAAUAGUUUAUGCACUGAAAAGUGGUGGAAGAAUUACUUAAGAACACACUGCUCUGUGUUUGUGUGUACGUACGUAUGUGUCCCAAUGUCCAGCAUGUAUAAUUUACCUUUUUUUUGUUUUUAAAUCUCAAAAAUUGUCCCCCUACUCCUACCCCUGGAGCAGCACUUUUGGGUGAGAGGGAGAAACACUUUUUUCUUUCCUCCCUCUUUGUUGUUUUAAUUGCAUACCUGUGAGAUAUGCAGAUAAUGUUAGGGCAUUUGCAGUGAGUGUGUUUAUGUGUUUCUGCUCUGAAAUAAUUUUCCAAGCAGAAACUCCCUUUGAAAUAAUGUUAAAAAAAUAAUUAAGAAAUGGUGAACUGGAUGCUCCCUGUUUGCAUUUUAUUUAUCUGCUAAGAUCUAGUACAUGAAAUAGCAUUUAAAAGACAAAAAUAAAGGUUGAGCCAUAAAGCGAAAGGUAUAUUCUCUGUACUAUAGACUUCCUUCUUGAGGGUGGUGCAUGUUGUCAGGGUAAGCUACAGAAUGUGCAGAUGGUUUUUCAGGGCCCUGCAAUUCCUUGCACAGUUUUUAAGCUGGUGCAUAUGGUGCUUUAUAAUGCAAUUUCUGAAGUAAAAUUACCUUAUGCUGCACCCCCUUCCCCUUGUGAACACACGCACAAUUUCAGAAUCGUUAUUGUAGCCUCUGGUUUAGCAGUUUCUCCAAGGUGUGGUGAAGUACCAGGAUAAACAGUCGAGAUGAGCUGAGAAGUGUCACCAAAAGGGAUCAUUUUAGCUGACGCACAUGAAGGGCCCUGCUCUGAACACUGAAUGACUUCUGCAGUCUCCUGGCAGCAGCGAAGCGGCUCAUCUUCCGUGGCUCUGCGGAGCACCGGAGGUGGGGGAAGCAGCGAAAUAUUCAGUGGCUUUAUCAUGGACCUGUGUGGCUAAAUGUUUCUGGAUCUAUGAAAUCCUGUUGUCUUCGGUCAUCAUGCUUUGUCACCGUAAAACCAAUGAAAAGGAAAAAAAAAAGCAUUUUUUAGUCUAAUUUAAGGAGCUGCUUCUUUUAUAGCACAUAAUAUUUCGCUUUGUACUAUAUUUGAUAGUUAAAGAAUAAUUUAGUCCGUAGAAUAACUUUGUUGUAUUUGUACUGUUCAUGAAUGUUACAAGAAAAGUGCUUUACUUUGUUGCCAUAAUUCUCUUGUACUGCUGUAAAAUAUUUUUUCUGCUUUAUGGAAACUUAACUCGGUUCACAUUUUCAGUACAGGGUUUUUUGUGUGUAUGUAAUUUUUUUUUGUCAGUAUUCUGAAUGUUUACAUCUGUUCAACAUUAGCCAUUCUAUGCCUUUAUAGGGCAGUAUUACUCCUGCAGUAUAACAGCAAUGUGAAAUCCACUCGUACCUAACAUGCAUGAGAAAUACAGAUUUAUUGGGGAGAUCCCUAACGUGCAUAGAUACUUUUUCUAUCUGCAUUCAGUGAAGUAAAUACCCUCCUUCAAUCCUCUACCAAAGAAAAUGUUAUCCCCACAGGACAAGCUCGGAAAGUCGUUCUCUGAAUUUUCAGAAGGGGGUGUAGUUGGUUUCAGCAAGAUUGCUACAGUUUAAUGCUGUUAUGCUUUGCUUUGUUACCCCACCAGAUGUGACUGGGUGAAACAAGCAUUUUAGCAAAUUUUUGUGUUUCAAGACAGUGUUUUGUUUAGAAUUCAGGGAUCAUGCUUUCUUUAAUGGUGCUGUUUGUUUUAUUAUUUUUUUUAAGAAAACAACCUUUUGUUGCCUACAGAAAUGACCAUUCACAAAACCAUAAAUUAAAUAAAAUAAUUUGUCUUCAUAACUUUUCUCCCUUUCCUUUCCCCCUUCCCUGUCCCUUGAAAAUAACAACUUGGGCUUCAAUAUUAAAAUAUUCUGGAAAAAAAUAAAGAGAUAAAAUAAUAUUUGUCAUUUGUUUAUUUAUUUUAUGUUCAGUGCCUUAGGCAGGAGAUUCUCCUUGUGCACAUCUGUUGUAUGUACAGGUUGAUGAACUAGAAAUGGGAGCAAGAAGU
Molecule: messenger RNA, 12625 nt
Organism: Camarhynchus parvulus
Lineage: Eukaryota; Metazoa; Chordata; Aves; Passeriformes; Thraupidae
Gene: ASXL3
Product: ASXL transcriptional regulator 3
Exons: 10
Coding region: 1086-7496 (2136 amino acids)
Biological process (GO): animal organ morphogenesis; positive regulation of transcription by RNA polymerase II
Cellular component (GO): PR-DUB complex
Molecular function (GO): DNA binding; chromatin binding; peroxisome proliferator activated receptor binding
Source: RefSeq, a predicted model, not a curated record